Molecule: messenger RNA, 7353 nt
Organism: Xenopus laevis (African clawed frog)
Lineage: Eukaryota; Metazoa; Chordata; Amphibia; Anura; Pipidae
Exons: 2
Coding region: 2962-5793 (943 amino acids)
Source: RefSeq, a predicted model, not a curated record
AUUUUUUUACAUGUACAAACGCAUAUUUAUUCUUACCGGUAUAUGAUUUCAAGAGGAACGCUAAACAUUCCUCUGACACUUCAUUAUCUAAAAUGGCUAAAUCACCAGUUGAAAUGAAUACACUUUGUACUAGUAGCCUAAUCUUUUAUUUGUUUGUUAAAAAAGGCAUCCAACACUUGAAAUUGUCUGCCAGUACAGAGACUUCAGGUUGAGAAUUCAACAAUCUCAUAGCUCACUCUUUAAAAAUAUCUGUUAAGCUCACCAGAGAACUGACCGUUCAACCUGCAGCAUUGCCUUUUUCUUAUCCUUUGUGAGAUUGGGUUCAGCUUUUUUAAUACACUGCUCAUUGGUUAUACUACACUGUGAAAGGUAGUAGGAACUGCAACCUGAAAACAACAACAACAAUGCUUGUUUAACAGAUUGAUCCCCAUGGAUAGUAAGCUCCUCUACUGUUUAAGGCACACACUGGAGAAAUACAAGUUUCCACUUGAUUUUAUCCGCUUGGUGGGAAGUUUGCCAUAUUUGACGUGUACAUACAUCCUUUUUUGCAAACUACUCAAACUCUUUCAAUUUUUAGAUAACUUUUGAACUCCGUUUGUAAAGAUACCUAUUAAAUGUUUCCUUGCUUACACAAAAGUAGUCUGGCUGUUGUGGGCAAAUCUCCUGUAGCCAAUAGUCUUAUUAAAGGGGUGGUUCACCUUCAGAACAUAGUCUAAAUUUGAAUGGCCCCAGUCAGAAGAAACAUUUUUGUAAUUUAUCUUUAUUAUUUCCCCAGUCACCAUGGCCAGCAUUCACCACAUGGGUUAAUUCUCCCUGCUGGCCAGCGAACAGGACCUCCCCCUAAUAGUUCAAAGUUCUGCUUCCUCCUCUCCCCUUCGUCUUUUUUGUCCUGUCCGGGCCAGGGAGAGGAGAAGAGAAAUGAAGAUUUUCUUACAAAUUCAAGAAGAGCCCAAAGAGCUCCCCAGGUUUGGGGUUAGCAUGGGGUACUUACAAGAGCGGGACCCUCCUCCCGCUUGCGGGUCAGGAAGGGGGCCUGAGCAGCGUGGCAGGCUGGAACCGCUGAAGUACAGGAGCAUGGCUAGGUCCUCCCGCUUGUCGGGUCAGGCGAGGCUGAAGCUCGGGGAGACGGCGGCAGGGUAAGUGCAGUGAAGCCGCUCCGUCCGGAGCAAGUGCGGUUACUCUGGGGCGCAGCCGGAAGUGACGUGGCGGAAGUUGCCGGCCGGCCAUUUUGGUUAUGGGCAAGGAGCGCUUGAUACGCGCUUGAACAGUGUGAGGUGCUAGGAGCAGGGAAUUGGCGCCAAACAUAGGCGUUCAUACCUGUGGGCAGUAAUCACUUGGUUUUAUGCAGCAUGGGGGAACAAAAUGUUUUAAACAUCCAGAUUGCUGCUGCCUCUAUUUAAGGAUUUUAUCACUUCCUGUGGGGUGCCAUUUUCCAGUAGCAGUAUACUGAAAGGAUAGAGCACCUAUUACAGGUAUGUGUGGGGGCAUUCAGCUUGGAAAAAAUCUAGUUUUUACUAUGAUAGUAAGCUGAUUAAACUUGUCUGCUCUCUUCAUUAGUUGCCAAUGGAACCUGGUACGGGGAAAACUUCACACCCUAAGGGAAAGAGCCUUCCUGCCACAGAUGCUAGGAAAGACAAGUCUCCGGAUAAGUCGGCUGUGUCUGGUGAAAAACAGCAGGAAGCUGGACCUUCUUUGUCACAAGAAAACCAAUUGUUUGCGGAAUCCUUAGCUUCAGUCAUUAAGCAAGCAGUCAUUCAAGGAUUCCAGGAGGUGUCUGGCUCUAAAAAAAAAAGGCCAAGACAUCAUGCAAGACAUGUGGAGCCUAUAUCAGAUAUAUCUGAAGGGGAUCUGUCAGAUGACUCAGAUAUUCCGUCGCAAGAGGGAUCAGAGGAAGGAGAAAUUGAUUCGGAAGAAGAAUCUUCGUUUGAUCUUUCUAUAAUUGAUCCAUUGAUAAAAGCGGUAAGGCAGACCUUAACUUUUCCCACAGAAUCUACGAAGAUGUCAUCAGCGGAUAAGCUUUUCCCCUCUUCGAAGAAAAAAAUCUGUAUUUUUUCCGGUGCAUUCGUCAAUAAAGGAGAUUAUUGCAACGGAAUGGAAGAAAACAGAGAAAAGAGCGCAGACAGCAGGAAAGUUUAAAAAAAGUAUCCUUUUGAGGAGCAGGAGUCAAGAGCCUGGGACUCCCCUCCAAAAGUGGAUGCAGCGGUAGUAAGGCUGGCUAAGAAAACUAGUCUUCCAGUGGAUGAUGCGGCUGUGUUUAGAGAACCAAUGGAGAAGAAGAUGGAAUUUAACUUAAGGAAAGCAUUUGGAGCAGCAGGAGCAGCUUGUAAGCCGGCUGUGGCAUUAACGUCAGUAUCUAGAGCUUUGAAGGUAUGGUUGUCAGAUUUAGGUGAAGCAAUUUCAUCUAAUGUGAAGAGACCAAAGCUCCUGGAAAUGCUAUCAGAUUGUAAGAUGGCAACAGAAUUCGUCUCAGAAGCUUCAAUUGAUCUUGUUCAUUUUUCAGCUAGAUCUAUGGCUUUGUCAGUGGCAGCCAGAAGAGCGCUAUGGCUGAAGUCUUGGGCAGCCGAUACAGCAUCUAAGGCUAACUUAUGUCAGUUACCGUUUGAAGGAGUGAUGUUGUUUGGGGAGAAGCUGGAUGCUAUCAUCAAGAAAGUAUCAGGAGGCAAGAUUUUAUUUCUUCCUCAAGAGAAUCAGCCCAAGAAGGCUCGUUACGAUACUGGCUAUGGUAAAGCUAAGGAUAGAUCCUUCAGAACGGCCAGACAGUAUAAACCUGGUAGGGAAUUCUCCAGGCAGUCUUCGUGGAGAUCAGGUCGUGCAAGUUCUAGAGGAACAUCAAGAAGACCAGGAGUUUUUUCUUCCGCCCCUUCUACCUCCAGUCAGCAAUGAAGGUGGCAGGGCCCAGAACAUGGUCGGAGGCAGAUUAGCCGAAUUCCCUCAUGUCUGGGCCAGAACCGUUCAAGACGCAUGGGUACAGAAGGUUAUAGAAUCAGGGGUUGCCCUGGAAUUCAAGUCAGUACCCAGAAAAGAUUUUUUCAUAGAGUCCAAUUUAAAAGAAAAAUCAAAGAUGAAGAUUGUCCAAGAAUAUCUAAAGCAGUUAUUCGACUCAAAGGCAAUAGAGACUGUAAGUUCUCAGGAAAGAUUCAGAGGUUUCUAUUCGAGACUUUUUCUAGUAAAGAAGGUGUCGUUUGCAUGGAGACCAGUGCUAGAUAUGAGGAAUCUGAACAAAUUCCUGCAAACAAGGAAGUUCAAGAUGGAGUCCUUAACAUCCAUUAUGCAAGCAGUCUCAGUCGGAGAUUGGCUGACAAGCAUAGAUCUAAAGGAUGCUUAUUUCCAUGUUCCAAUUACUCAAGAACACAGAAGGUAUCUAAGGUUUUCAGUGAACGAUCAUCAUGUGCAGUUCAGAUGCCUACCGUUCGGUCUUUCUCAGUCCCCAAGAGAGUUUACAAAAAUUUUGGUGACGCUCAUAUCGGAAUUAAGGAAAGAGGGGCUAGCUGUGUUUCAUUACCUGGACGAUAUCCUGAUAGUAGCAAAUUCAAGCUCAGAAGCCGAGGUUCAUACUGCUCGAGUAAAAGAUUUCUUGCUAGUCCAUGGGUGGAUAAUAAAUCAAGAGAAGAGCAAUCUGAUUCCUACCCAAGUCCUACAGUAUCUAGGGGCUCUUUUUCAAACAGACCGAAAUCUGGUCAGUCUGCCAGUAGAAAGGCAAGACAAGAUGAUCAGGUUAAUAAAACAUUUCAGGAGACCGGAGACAGUAUCUGUGCAACAAUGCCUAAGGGUACUAGGAUCCAUGUCGGCGACCAUUCAAAUAGUGAGAUGGGCAAGAUGGCAUUUAAGGCCCUUACAAAGUUUCCUUUUAAGAAAGGUCAAACAGCCUCACUUACACCUACUGGAAAGAGUAAAAGUACCACAGCAGGUGAAAAAGACCCUGACCUGGUGGUGCAGUCGGGAGAAUCUGGCAAGAGAAAUUCCUUUGGAAGAACCAGAAUGGGUGGUAGUGACCACCGAUGCAUCAAGUGUGGGUUGGGGAGCCCACAUAGGCGAGAAAUUUGUACAAGGCACUUGGAAAGGAAAAGACGUGUCUUCAAAUAUUCUGGAAUUAAGAGCCAUCAAACAAUCCCUUUUUUCUCUGUCUCACCUGUUAAAGGGCGAACAGGUAAAGAUCAUGACCGACAACACGACAGCAGUUGCCUAUAUAGUGAAACAGGGAGGUACCAAAAGUGUGACUCUGAUGGAAGAAGUAAAGCCACUGUUCCAGUGGGCAGAAAGUUGGUUAGAAGGGUUAACCGCAGUACAUCUUCCAGGGAGAGAAAACUGGAAAGCAGACUUCCUCAGCCGGGCAACAAUAGACCCAGGAGAGUGGAGUUUACACAAAGACAUCUUUGGAGAAAUUGUGGAAAGAUGGGGACUACCAGACGUAGAUGCGAUGGCAUCCCUACAAAACAGAAAAUGCCUUCAAUUUUUCUCAAGACUCCCCUGCAAGGAAGCAGUGGCAAUAGAUGGUUUGAGACAGAAUUGGUCAAGAAACUUGAUUUAUGUCUUUCCACCUUUUCCCUUAAUCUGGAGAGUGUUGAAGAAAAUAAAAAGAGACAGAGCGGAAGCUAUCGUAGUAAUUCCCUUCUGGCCCAGAAGACCUUGGUUUCCUCUUCUCUGGAAGUUAGCCAUAGAGGAACCAAUACGGAUUCCGAAUUUUCCAGGUUGGCUGUCGCAGGGAUCAGUUCAGAUUCAAGAGCAAAAUCAUCUGUCCUUGAUGGCCUGGCGGUUGAGAGGGAGAGACUUAAACAUCUCUCUUUGAAGGAUGAAGUCGUUGUUUUUUUACUAAAAUCAAGGAAAACUAGCACUUCUAGUCAGUACUACAAAGUGUGGGAAAAAUUUGUGGAGUUUGUCAAGGAAAAAGAUGGUAUGCCUUUGUUUCCAUCACCCACAAUGAUAGUAGAGUUUUUAUUCUCAGGAUAUGAGAAGAAGUUACAUGUCAGCACACUAAGAGGCCAGGUGUCGGCGAUUUCAGCCCUAACUGGGAAGGCCUGGGCAGAAGAGCCAUUGAUAAAGAGGUUCUUUAACGCCAUGUUGAGGGUUAGACCAAUGAAAAGGAACUGUUUGCCACCAUGGGAUCUUCCUUUUGUGCUGAAGAUCUUAACUGAGACUCCAUUUGAGCCAUUAGAAAGGUCAUCUGUCUGGAAUCUGACAUUGAAGGUGGUAUUCUUAGUGGCAAUAACAUCAGCCUGUAGAGUUGGGGAGAUAUCAGCCUUGGCAGCGUCUGAACCUCAUACGGUGAUUUUUGAAGACAGAGUGGUACUAAAGCCUGCAUUCGGAUUCCUACCGAAGGUGAUCUCGAAGUUCCAUAUGGAUUUGGAGGUAAUUCUGCCCUCCUUUUUCCCAAGUCCGAAGUCUGCACAAGAAAAAGUGUGGCACACACUGGACCUAGUAAGAGCUAUAAGGAUCUAUUUGGAAAGAACAGAAGCUUGGAGAAAGUCAGAGCGAAUGUUCAUAGUUCCUAAUGGAUACAGGAAAGGCCAAGCCCCAUCAAAGAGGACGAUUAGUUCCUGGAUCGUGGCAGCGAUUGCUAAAGCAUAUAAUGUGGCAGGUAGGAGAGUUCCUGAAGGGUUAAAGGCUCAUUCUACCAGGGCAUUGGCAAGUUCCUGGGCGGCACAAGCCAGGGAGUCGCCAGAAAACAUCUGCAAGUCAGCAAGAUGGUCGUCAUUGAAUACAUUUGUAAAGCAUUACAAAUUAGAUGUCUUAUCUUCCCAAGAAGCUAAAUUUGGGAGAAAAGUUUUGCAGUCUGUAGUGUAUUCUACUGAUUAAAGAGUUCUGUUAAAGCAUAUUGUGUCCCGCCCUUUGUCUUGAGCUUUGGAAUUUCCCAUGUGGUGAAUGCUGGCCAUGGUGACUGGGGAAAACAGGAAAUUGUUUAUACGUACCGUAAUUUCUGUUUCCUGGUCACUUUCAUGGCAGCAUUCACCAGGGAGUUUCCCACCCUUAGGGGACAGCUUUUAUACUAAGACGAAGGGGAGAGGAGGAAGCAGAACUUUGAACUAUUAGGGGGAGGUCCUGUCCGCUGGCCAGCAGGGGGAAUUAACCCAUGUGGUGAAUGCUGCCAUGAAAGUGAACAGGAAACAGAAAUUACGGUACGUAUAAACAAUUUCCUGUUUUUAAAUAGAUAGUUUUGAAGCUACAGACCAUAUAAGCUAUGGAUCACUGCUGCUAAAAGGCUCUCACCUCUGCUCUCUGCUGCCUCUCGGCUAGGGUUCGCUAACACAGCUUUCCAUUCUGCCCAUACAGAAAGCGGACACUGAUCUGGUUACUGCACAUGCCUCCCUUCUUCUGCUUUAUUUGCAUUUCACUGAUCCUAUUGGCUAAAUCUUGCCAGCCAAUCCCAUCAAAUAUAUGCAAAUGAAACCGGAAAAGGAAGCAUGCGCACAGUUCGGUGUGAUUUUUUUUUUUUUGUUUGGCUGCCUGCAAAGUCCUGGGGUAGGAAAUCUCCUACAGAGAGCUGAGAGCACAGAAGAGAGAACUUAAGCAUGGCUGAUCUGUGGCUUAUCAGGUCUGUAGCUUCAAAAGGGAACAUUUAAAAUAGAUCAUUUGCAAAAAUGUUUUUUCUCGCAGGGGCUAUUCAAAUGUAGAAUAUGGUCUACGGUGAACAUCCCCUUUAAAGCUAUUGGUAGAUCUUGUUAUUGAAAGCAGUUUCUCUUCCUUGCUGUUUUCUGGACUCACUGCUUGUGAAGUAUUAAAAUAUUCCUCCCUCCUCCAGCCAAAACUAUAAUUCCUCAAUGCCUUUAGUGCUUUUCACAGUUUUAUUAAUGCAAUAGAUUCUGCAACUUCGUUUCAAUACAGUUCAUAGAAGGGAAUAGGACAGACAGACACUGCUUUCAACAGCAAUUAUAUUUUAAAAUUAAUAAAAUUAUUUAAAAUUAGUAAUGAAUGUUUAUUGAGAUUAGAAGUUUAUCAGCCAAUGUUAUUUUUAGGACUCCAAACCUGUCAUUUAAAACUUUUUACUUUCAUUAUAAUUGGCUACUGGAGGCAGUUUCAUGGGAGUCCAUGAAUGAAAUGUAAUUUAAAUUUAAUUGUAGUGCUCCACCAUGGGUAUUUGGAGCCUUUAGUGUGCUUUUCGUCUGCCUUAGUACAUAUUGCAUGAAUAUGAUACUGCUAGGCUAUGCUAAAGGGAUCAACGAUCCAUGCUCACUUUUUAGUAAUUUAAGUGAUCUCUGCUCCAGGUAUUUUAUCUAACACAGGCGUGUCAAAAGUGCGGCCCAUAUUCCAAUUUACACUGGCCCUCAGCCUCCAUCAUGAAAUUAAUAAUAAUGAGGCCCCCCAGCAUAGUGCGAUCAGGAAUCCCAUAGCAGUAAUUUUAAGGCACAUUAGUGAAAU